Messenger RNA from Clonostachys rhizophaga, 1164 nucleotides. The record is from the annotation of a GenBank genome assembly. Lineage: Eukaryota; Fungi; Ascomycota; Sordariomycetes; Hypocreales; Bionectriaceae.
AUGCCUCCAUCGCCGCUUCGUUCUCGCGGCACAAAGCACGGUCGCGAUGAAGGUUUUGGGUCUGAGACCGAAACCGACACCGUUGCCUCUUGCUCCAAAGCCCUACGCAAACGCCUGAAGAGAGGGCCAGCGAAGAGCCAUUCCCCAAGCCGCUGCCUAUCAACUCUUGAGUUGGAUGCAAACGGUAUUGUCUUUCGUGAGCUCGGUGAGCUCGGCGACAUAGCUGGUCCGCCUGGGGAAUUUCUCAGGCAGAUCAAGAGCGCGAUUCAGCAUCGGCGCGGUAUACUGCCCUGCUCGUUUGUCUCCGAGUUUCAAGGCCAAGAUGCCUCCGCGCCUGGCUGGACCUUUGUAGCCGAUGACGCUCCUCAUUUGUUUUCCAGCGACCGGGAGGGUCUGGGCCACACGCCCUCGCCUGAGUGCGUUGCCUUCAUCCUUGCAGGUGCGGCUGAGAUGAACACCAACAGGCACGAUGAGGCCAGCUGGAACAGCGAGGUGCAUAGUGAAGUCCUCAAAGCUGCACUGAACCCCCCGGGAAUGGGCAGGUACACACAUUUGAUCAACUACCAGCCAUGUUCCUCUGCCUCCAUCAUCCCUGACUACCAUCAACCGGCCGUCAAAGGCCGCAAGGUGGAUUUUGCCAUAUACAUUGACCCCACCAACGAUCCUCAUCGAGCCCCAACAAAUGAAGCCAUCACCGACCUUCGCCGGAAGCUUCCCAAAGGUGCCCUCAACCACACCGACUACCACCCCUUACGCUGCCGCCCCGUCGCAUUCAGCAUAGAGACCAAGCGCACGGGCGAAAAUUGGGAAGUCGCCAAAUUGCAACUUGGCACCUGGCUCAGCGCUCAGUGGCAAUUCCUGCAGCGCCUGGUCGAGCUUCGCCAAAAGGGCGCCGUCUCCAAGCGCGGCGAUGGCGAUGCUGGUCAUGGUGUGGCGGUGCAUCAGCUGCCCCCCUUUCUGCUGGGCAUCAUCAUCCAGGGGCACGACUGGUACCUCGUCCUUAGCACAAGGGAGAAGAACCAGACAAUUGUCUGGGAAAAAGCCUCGAUUGGUUCUACCGCCGAUGCCCUCGGCGUGUAUAAGAUUACUUAUAUGCUGCAGCUGUUGCGGCGAUGGGCGCAGGACACGUACUGGCCGUGGCUGCGAGGAGUAAUGGAUAUAUGA